AUGCGUAGUCGUUUAACAAGACGUCGUUGUUCGUUUGCGUUACCUUCUGCACGCACAUUGAGAAUGCGAUUGCUUCUUUUGCGUAGACUCGCAGAGCGUGAGGCAUUCAGUGAGCGCAACCAUAGCCCCACUUGUAACGUGGAUGCAAUUAUGGGAGACUUCUGCGUCUCGCCACCGCGUAACCUUUCAGAUGCGGACCACAACCGCUGUAUACGCGAAUCCCCCGACGUACUUUCCGUUCAGUCACCAAGGACGGAAACCGAGAGUGAUGACGUGCAAAGCAUGAGCUGCGAACUAGGGGAGCAUGAUUGCACUGCUAUAGAUUUGACUACGUCACCAACGCCGUGUGAUGAGGCACGUAGUUUCCUCGCAUCAUGGGUGCUUAAUACCAACACCUCGGCUUGGGCUGUUAACAAGCUUCUGGAAGGGUUGCGUAAGUUCAUACCGUCUCUACCGAAGGAUUACCGGACGUUGAUGAGAACUCCAAGAACCACUAACGAGAUGGAGGUACAUCCUG
Molecule: messenger RNA, 517 nt
Organism: Dicrocoelium dendriticum
Lineage: Eukaryota; Metazoa; Platyhelminthes; Trematoda; Plagiorchiida; Dicrocoeliidae
Source: the annotation of a GenBank genome assembly